Molecule: messenger RNA, 1789 nt
Organism: Papilio polytes (common Mormon)
Lineage: Eukaryota; Metazoa; Arthropoda; Insecta; Lepidoptera; Papilionidae
Gene: Wdr92
Product: WD repeat-containing protein 92
Exons: 6
Coding region: 258-1421 (387 amino acids)
Molecular function (GO): ubiquitin binding
Source: RefSeq, a predicted model, not a curated record
ACUAAACGUAAAAAGCUAUUAAAAAAUCACAUAACAGCUAUUGGGUGGCGCUAAGUGAAAAAAUUAAAAUAAUUAUUAAUAACAGUGAAAGCGAAAAAAUAACAGUAUUUUAGCAUAAAACAAUCAUAAACGAUAAAUACCUACGUUGUCAUUAAAACGUUUUCACAAUCUUAUAAAGUUAAAAACUUACCAUCUAUCGAUUCUAAAAAAUCAAUACCAAUUUCUAUUUUUAAACGUCAUCUUUGUCAUUUGUCGCCAUGGCAACUCAACAUGUUUUGUCAAUAACAGUUAAAAGAAACAAAUUGGAUAACUCAAUUGAUGCUGUUGCAUAUAGUUCGACUUUUGCAAUGGAAGACAAAGAUACGCCGCAUAUUAUUGCACACAUCCAACACAAAUUAGAUCAUUCUUUAUUCGAUUGUAAAUGGGUACCGUGUUCUGCAAAAUUUGUGGUUAUCGGAUCACUUCCUAAAGGUAGCGGAACUAUUGAGGUAUUUGAGAUAUCCUCAGGGAAAAUUGAAAAAAUAAAGGUAAUAGAGCGGCAAAAUUCAUUUAAAUGUGGAACCUUUGGCGCCAGCAGUGAUGUUGAGCGAAGAUUGGCUACCGGUGAUUUCAAAGGAACUUUGGAAAUAUGGGAUUUAGAAAAGAGCAGUCAAGUUUAUAUAACAAAGGAACAUACAGACAUAAUAAAUUCAAUAGAUGGAAUGGGAGGCAGUACUGUAAAUUGUGGCGCUCCUGAGAUUGUGACUGGAAGUAGAGAUGGUACAGUCAAGGUGUGGGACCCACGGCAGCGUGGUAAGCCAGUGGCUAACAUGCAGGCGGCUAGCGGCGAGACGCGGCGUGACUGCUGGUGUGUCUGCUUUGGUAAUUCGUUUAACGACGCCGAGCGCAUUGUGAUGGCUGGAUACGACAAUGGCGACCUCAAGAUGUUUGACCUCAGAACUAUGUCUUUGAGAUGGGAGUGCAAUCUAAAGAAUGGGGUGUGCUGCGUAGAAUUUGAUCGUCAAGAUAUACCAAUGAACAAAAUGGUUGCGACAACAUUGGAGGGAAAGUUGCAUGUAUUUGAUCUCAGAACACAAAAUCCCACUAAAGGAUUUGCCCAAGUGUUAGACCACUGCAGUCAAAGCGGCACAAUAUGGGCGGCGCGGCAUCUGCCCCAGAAUAGAGAUAUAUUUAUAUCCUGUGCUGGGAAUGGUUUAGUUAGUCUUUGGAAAUAUGAGUACCCGGAGCAGCGCUGCCGCGUGGACGGGUCGGGUGCGGCGUACGGCGUGCCGGGCAGCCUGCGCCGGCUGCAGCGCGCGCUGCUCAGUCCGCAGCCCAUCAACGCCUGGCAAUGGAACCGCGACCACACCGGACUUGCGAUCACCACCUCCUACGACCAGCAAGUGCGGGUCAUUGUCACCACUAAACUCAAUUUGCAGUGAACUCAGCUCAUUUAACUACAGCUAUUGGAAGUUUACUACGUUUCUAGUCAUUACCAUUUUUCUGCCCAAUGAUGGACUUGUCUUCCCAAACGCCUAUCAAAAAAUUUAAUCUAGAUUGAAUUUUCAUUUUCCUACACAUGAUAUAUUUAUUUUACUUAUAACAAAAUGUGUUUUUAUUUUUUGUUCUCAAGUCCAUGUUUGUUCCAAAUAAUUAUAGUAUUUUGAUGGGACUUUUCCUGCAAGUUAGCUGUCCAGAGUAACACAGCUAACUAGUACUAAAUAUACUCACUUAACGAUUCCGAGUACGACUUAAUUUGUUUUAUGUCAUAAAUGGAUGUUUUUAUAUAUUAAUAAUGAGUUAUAAGAUU